AUGUGGUUACUGCGAUCCCUUGGGGAGCGUAUGAACGCCACACGUACUGUCAAAGAAUUCUGGAUAAGAGUGCUGGAAGGUCUGAAUCACAACGAAUACGACGUACCCUUUGCGCUUCUAUAUACCGUUACCGAGGCAGACGAUAUUGAGAAUGGUUCCUCGCAUUCAGAUGCAACGCCAACGUCUGUCAAGUCAUGCGUGUUCGAAGGAUCUAUCGGCGUGCCGAGAGGGCAUGCAGUGUCUCCCGACAAAUUCAGCUUCAAGAACUACGAUGGUAUCUUGACACCUGCUUUUCGAGCAGCUACGCAGACCCUGGAGCCCAGAAUGUUGAGCAUCAAAGACCAUACGCUUCCACAGCCACUGUUAGACAUCAUCGAAUGGCGCGGCUACAAGGAUCCUUGUAGAGAGGCGAUAGUUCUACCUCUACGACCAACCAAUGCAGACAACGUGUGUGCCUUGUUACUAAUAGGCAUCAAUCCGCGAAGGGCUUAUGAUCAUGAGUACAGGUCUUUCAUCGCCAUGCUCAAUAGACAGAUCGCCACGUCAUUGGCGUCAGUACUACUUUUCGAAGGUGAAGUGCGGCAAAGCAAAGAAGUCGCUGAGAUGGCUACCCUACAAAGAGAACAGAUGUCUCGACAGCUCCAACUUCAGACCGGACGAAUGCGCCGAAUGACCGAACUAUCGCCCAUGGGCAUGUACCUAUUCAAUCCGGAUGGACUUUUACUGGAGGCGAACGAGAAAUACUACGAGAUGACAGGUGUCUCACCUACAGGAACCAAACUGCCUUGGACUAUUGAGAUGAUGGUGGGUGAGAGCAAGCAAGUGGCACAAGACAUGUGGAACUCAAGUCGUGAGCUACAAUUUGCCAAUUCGACAUUCCAGCCCCGAGAUAUCGACGGUUCACUAAUCGAGUAUUGGGUCCUCUCUGCUAGUCAGCCAGAGCUAAGCCCCGAUGGUGAGCUGAUCAGCAUCAUGGGCUCGCUCACGGACAUUUCGCAUUUGAAGUGGGCGCAGGGUCUGCAAGAACGAAGACUACGGGAGGCAGAAGAGGCGAAGCGUCAACAAAACGAAUUCAUCGACAUCACGUUCCGUCCUGAAGUACAAGCCAGGAACAUCGACUUCAAGUUCGUUCCGCAUCAGAGUAUCCGAGACCUCGAAAUUGACUGGGUCAUUCUUGAUCCAAGUCGACUCCUUCAAAUCAUCGUCAACCUUAUUACCAAUGCCAUCAAGUUCACUAUGGACGCACCAGUUCGCUCGAUCACAGUUCAUGUCUGUGCUCAUGCGGAAUCGCCAGACUUUGGCGUACCAGAAGGAUUCCAAUUUGUUCCGCCAAGACAAAUCGUGAGCGAAUUCGGAAACGGCGAGGGUUGGGGCUCAGGCUCGUUCGUCUACCUUCGGUUCAAUGUCCAGGACACUGGAUGCGGUUUGUCGCCUCAGCAGAUAUCGCUGCUAUUUGAGAAGUUUGCGCAAGCUGCUGACAGAGUUAUCAACGUGAAGUCUCCACGGACGCAUAUGCAGUACGGCGGUAGCGGUCUCGGGCUCUUUAUCUCACGCCAACUUGCUGAGCUUCACGGCGGUCAAAUCGGCGUCUCGUCGCAAGCUGGCGUCGGCAGUACUUUCGGGUUCUACUUGAAAUGCAAACGCAUGAUUGCAAAAAAGCCUACGAUCUCAACAGAUACAGUGAAGCACGCUCUAGACGCCGAACACGCGGCAUCUUCGCGCAAAAUCAGCGCCGCAGCUGCGAACCAGAACUCCACCGCGCCCGCUGCCACGCCUAAGGAAGUUGAGACCCCGGUACAAGCACAGAUUCCCCGGCCCACAAACGACAAGAAAGACGAAGAAGAAGAUGACCGACUUCACGUUCUUGUCGUCGAAGACAAUCUAGUCAACCAAAAGGUACUAGUGAAACAGCUCACAAAAACUGGCUGUGUCACACAUACCGCCGAUAACGGCGUCUGGGCAUUGAAGCACCUCACGAAAACGAAAUUCUGCGUUGCUAAUGGCAUGCCACUCACCAUCAUCCUCAUGGACUGCGAGAUGCCGGAGAUGGACGGCCUCACCUGCUGCAGGAAGAUACGAGAGAUGGAGGAACGGAAAGAGAUUACGAAGCAUGUGCCAAUCAUCGCGGUCACCGCGAACAUUCGGGGAGGACAGAUGGAUGACGCAAAGGAAGCGGGUAUGGAUGAUGUUGUUGGGAAGCCGUUCAGGAUUCCGGAUCUCUUGGCGAAGAUGAAGGCCUUGUUGAAGAAGCUGGAGGACUAG
Messenger RNA from Alternaria ventricosa, 2262 nucleotides. RefSeq lists its product as uncharacterized. The transcript is spliced from 6 exons. The coding region runs from base 1 to 2262 and encodes 753 amino acids. The record is from RefSeq and is a predicted model, not a curated record. NCBI's taxonomy places the organism in Eukaryota, Fungi, Ascomycota, Dothideomycetes, Pleosporales, Pleosporaceae. Gene Ontology annotation, biological process: protein autophosphorylation; phosphorelay signal transduction system. Gene Ontology annotation, molecular function: histidine phosphotransfer kinase activity; phosphorelay sensor kinase activity.